AUGGGCUGGACGCAGAGGGCAGUGGAAAUCAUGAUAGAGUCGUAUAGGGCCCACCCAAUCCUAUACAACACCAAAGAUGCCCUGUACCACAAUCGCGUUAAGAAGGAACUGGCCUACCAAGAGGUACUUGAGGAUGUCUGCAAGGAAAAGAGUGACUGCACGGUUGAUGACGUGAAGAAAAAAAUGAACGGGCUACGUAGCAACUUUGCUUGGGAAAUGGAGAAGAUAAAAAAGACCAAAAGAAGUGGUGCUGCGGCAAAGGAUGUGCACAAGCCAACCGUAUGGUGGUUCCAGAAGCUGCUCUUUCUUAACGAUCAGCAAAUAUCUCUUCAUCCAUACGCAGAUAGUUUUUGUAAGAAGCGGGGUCUUCCAGCCUGA
This is a messenger RNA of Lineus longissimus, 378 nucleotides long. RefSeq lists its product as uncharacterized. NCBI's taxonomy places the organism in Eukaryota, Metazoa, Nemertea, Pilidiophora, Heteronemertea, Lineidae. Bases 1 to 378 code for a protein of 125 amino acids. The transcript has a single exon. The record is from RefSeq and is a predicted model, not a curated record.